AUGUUAAACACAGCCCUUCGCAGUCUUCCGCAUUCAAGCGUCGCGUCUGCACCGAGCUCGCAAGCAAACUCCCGCAGUCCGGCGACGGUCUUCUCCUGGCCUCCCCCUCGCCCCCCGCUGGAUCCUGGGCGUGCGGGCGGCUAUGGUAAGGCCAUGCAGGCCGGCCGGGGGAGAGGUUGCUGUGAGUGGGACUGGAGGCGGGGCCUGCUGCUGGCGCUCUGGCUGUGUGCUUGGGCCGUGCCUGGGGGGGCGCAGUGCCCGGAGAGGUGCCACUGCAGCUGGGAGAGCGGGGAGGUGCAGUGCACGGACGCUGGGCUCCGGGAGGUACCGCGGGGCCUUCCCACAGACACGGUGUCCCUGCACCUGGAGCGCAACCUCAUCCGGAGCCUGCCGGAGGGAGCCUUCCGGGACCUCCCGCACCUGCGCGACCUGCACCUGUCCCACAACCGCAUCGAGUCGCUGUCCUCGGGCGCCCUGCGGCACCUGAGCGCCGGGCUGCGGCUGCUGGACCUGUCCCACAACCGGCUGCGCAGGGUCAGCCGGGACGACUUCGGGCCGACCCGCGCCAAGACCCGGCUGUUCCGCAACCCGUGGCACUGCGACUGCGCGCUGCAGGAGCUGGCCGAGACGCUGAACCUGGAGGCGGAGACGGUGGGCCAGAUCGUGUGCGAGAGCUCUGCGCGCGGAGCCGGGGAGGGCGGCCGCUGGGAGGAGGUGGGCGGGGCCGGGGGCGGGGCCGGGGAGCACGCCGGCCAAUCGCUGGUCAAGCUGCUGGACUCGGGCGUGAACUUCUGCAGCCAGCAGCGCAAGACCACCGACGUGGCCAUGCUGGUGACCAUGUUCGUCUGGUUCUUCAUGGUCAUCGUCUACGUGGUCUACUACGUGCGGCAGAACCAGGCCGAGGCCCGCAGGCACCUGGAGUACCUCAAAAGCCUGCCCAGCCCCCGCAAGACCCCGACAGAGACCGACACCCUCAGCACUGCCUUCUGACCCACUCACGUGCCCCGGACUGACACUCUGUGUGCGCUACACUCUUUCUGGAACAUUCUGGACAGAUUGUGGUUAGAUUCUCAUUUUAGUUUGUGAGAUGGAUUGUCAUGUCUGGAAGAUUCAACAAAGCGAUCUUGGAAGUUCUGCCAAGGUCGGAGAAAAGAAAGAUUCUUUUUGAAUAGCAUUUGAAGAAACACCCAGGAAACUUUCCCCUGACCUUCUGGGAAUGUAUUUGGGAAUUAAAAAUGAUUUGCCUGGAUGUUUGAUUGACUGAACUACUGAUCAAAAUCUUACCAUGUAUGUAGCAAGUAACAGAUUGUUCUGAUCACGUGCGCACUGAUUGGAGUUACUAUGACGAUGUAGCAUUCUGAGGACGCAACUCCUCCCCCAGAGUCCUCUCUGUAUCUAAAAUGUACACAAACUCACACACACACACACAC
Molecule: messenger RNA, 1430 nt
Organism: Conger conger (European conger)
Lineage: Eukaryota; Metazoa; Chordata; Actinopteri; Anguilliformes; Congridae
Product: leucine-rich repeat-containing protein 3-like
Exons: 2
Coding region: 1-990 (329 amino acids)
Molecular function (GO): protein binding
Source: RefSeq, a predicted model, not a curated record